CGGUCGGAAGUAACGUAGGGCGGGCGGGGCGGGGCGGGGUGCUGCUUCCGGGCACGCUGUUGCAUCAGCUCGGCAGCGAGAGGAGGAGGAGGCAGCGGCGGGAUGGCAGCGGCCGCGGCUGAGCCGGCUUCCAGCUACAGUUUUAUUCUGAGCAUUAGUGAAGAGGAAGCCAGGGUGAAGGCUUUGAACGAGUACCUGAGCACUCGUAGUUAUAUCCAGGGGUUCACAUUUUCACAUGCAGAUGUGGAGGUAUUCAGAAAGUUUUCGGGGCCACCUGUGGACCAGUAUUUCCAUGUUGUCCGGUGGUACAGACACAUAGAAGCAAUCUAUGAUGGCAGCAGUGAAAAAAAUGACCCUUGUAAACUUCAAACAAGUAAAGGCAAGCGUAUGCAGCCCCCCUGGACUCCCCCAGAAGGGACAAAACAUUCUAGACUCUGCCUCUACAACAGCCUGACUCGCAAUAAGGAAAUAUUUCAGCCACAGAAUGGAAAAAAGGUGACAUGGUAUUGUUGUGGCCCAACAGUAUAUGAUGCUUCUCACAUGGGACAUGCCAGAUCGUACAUCUCAUUUGAUAUCCUGAGAAGAAUCUUCAGGGAUUAUUUUAAAUUUGAUGUUUUCUAUUGUAUGAACAUUACAGAUAUUGAUGAUAAGAUCAUCAAGAGAGCAAGACAGAAUUACCUUUUUGAACAGUAUAGGGAGAACAAAAUAACACCAGCUCAGCUACUUGAAGAUGUUAAAACUGCCUCAGAGCUCUUUUCAGUUAAAUUAAAUGAGACGACAGACCCAGAUAAAAAGCAAAUGUUGGAAAAAAUUCAAAAUGCAGUGAAGUCCGCUUUUGACCCUCUACAAGCAGCUGUGCAAGCAAAACUCCCUGCGGAAGAGAUCAAUAGAUGUCAUGAGAUAAUGUUGGAAGAAGCCAAAGAUUUGCUGUCUGACUGGUUGGACUCAAAAUUUGGCAGUCAGGUGACUGACAAUUCCAUAUUCUCAAAGCUCCCCAAAUUCUGGGAAGGGGAAUUUCAUAAAGAUAUGGAAGCUCUCAAUGUUUUACCUCCAGAUGUUUUAACGCGGGUUAGUGAAUAUGUGCCAGAAAUUGUAGCAUUUGUGAAAAAGAUCGUGGAUAAUGGUUAUGGGUAUGUUUCCAAUGGAUCUGUAUACUUUGAUACUAUGAAGUUUGAUUCCAGUGAAAAACACUCCUAUGCUAAACUGGUUCCUGAAGCUGUAGGUGAUCAGAAAGCUCUUCAAGAGGGUGAAGGUGACCUCAGUAUCUCAGCUGAUCGCCUAAGUGAGAAGCAUUCUCCAAAUGAUUUUGCUUUGUGGAAAUCCUCCAAGCCAGGAGAGCCUUCAUGGGACUCUCCAUGGGGAAAGGGCCGGCCAGGUUGGCACAUUGAAUGUUCCGCAAUGGCUGGAUCCAUUCUGGGAGAGUCGAUGGACAUUCAUGGAGGAGGAUUUGAUCUCCGAUUUCCCCACCAUGACAAUGAACUGGCACAGUCUGAGGCAUACUUUGAAAAUGAUCACUGGGUUCGGUAUUUUCUGCAUACUGGCCACUUAACAAUAGCUGGCUGUAAAAUGUCCAAAUCUUUGAAGAAUUUUAUCACCAUAAAAGAUGCACUGAAGAAACAUACAGCACGACAGUUACGGUUGGCUUUCCUCAUGCACUCUUGGAAGGAUACACUGGAUUAUUCAAACAACACCAUGGAGUCAGCUAUUCAAUAUGAGAAGUUUAUGAAUGAAUUCUUUUUAAAUGUGAAGGAUAUUCUUCGAGCUCCCACUGAUGUGACAAGCCAGUUUCAGAAAUGGGAAAAUCAGGAAGCAGAGCUGAAUAAAAAUUUUUACGACAAGAAAGCAGCAAUUCAUGAAGCACUGUGUGACAAUAUUGACACUCGCUCUGUCUUAGAAGAAAUGCGUUCGUUAGUCAGUCAGUCAAACUCCUAUAUUGCUGCAAAGAAAUCUUCCAGACAAAUGCCAAACAGACUUCUUUUAGAAAACAUCAGUUCCUAUCUCACUCAAAUGCUAAAGAUUUUUGGUGCCAUAGAAAGUGAUGACGCAAUUGGUUUUCCUGUUGGAGGGAAUAGUCAAAACAUAAAUAUUGAAUCUACAGUGAUGCCAUACCUACAAGUUCUCUCUGAGUUCAGAGAAGGAGUGCGACAAAUUGCCAGAGAGAAAAAAGUAAUUGAAGUGCUGCAGUUGAGUGAUGCUCUUCGAGAUGACAUCCUUCCUGAACUUGGCGUUCGAUUUGAAGAUCAUGAAGGACUUCCAACUGUGGUUAAAUUAGUGGAUAAGGACACAUUAUUGAAAGAAAGAGAAGAAAAGAAAAAGAUUGAAGAAGAGAAAAAAAGGAAGAAAGAAGAAGCAGCCAGGAAAAAACAAGAGCAGGAAGCAGCAAAACUGGCAAAAAUGAAGAUUCCACCACAUGAAAUGUUUAAACUGGAGCGCGACAAAUAUUCUAUGUUUGAUGAAAAUGGAUUUCCCACGCAUGAUGCAGAAGGCAAAGAACUCAGCAAAGGACAAAUUAAGAAGCUAAAGAAAGUUUAUGAAACCCAAGAAAAACUACACAAGGAGUAUCUACAAAUGGUUCAGAAUGGAAGUGCAAAUUGACAACAAGAGGACUUGUUUUUUAGAAGGCGAGUGCUGGGUCACCAUUGAAGAAGUGAGCAUAUACUGAUGCUCAUAUUUCUGUUUACACUUUCUAUUAUGUGCAAAGUAAACAUCCUGUUUACGUGGAUUAGUAAUGUCAUCUGGAAAGUCAAUAAACAUCCAUUCAUUAAAAAAAAUAAAAAGAAAAAGCCAAUCUCUAAGAAGUUUCCUCACAACAGCAGAAGCAGGUUGAAUGGCUGCCAUUUCUGUUUGGGAAAGUGCUGCUCAGUCAGCAAAUCCACAUGAGGAUUCUUGUUUAUUAUAGUUGUCCAGGCUUUAGUUAAUUUGUCCUGAUACUGAUCUCUAUCAAAUACCCAGUGUAGCUUGUAUUCUUGAAUAUAUCACAGUCAGUAAAAUUCACUACUAAAUGGAAGCUCAGUAAUUUGUUCCACAGUAAGAACACUAUUUUCCAGAUGAUUUUAGUAUCUUUACAUAAGCAGGAAAAACUGGGUAGUUUCCACUAUGGUACUCUAGCUGCUGUUAUUAAAAAACUUUGUAAGUGUACCCAGGACACUUUGCAUAGUAGAAGCUAACAGUCUCUUUGUUGCAAAAGGGAACAAACAGAUAGAUCAUCAUCUUUACUCAACCUGCUGUUACAACGAGGUGGGUAAGUACAGGGCAAAUGUACCUGCAUUGAACAUAGCCACCAGGCUAUGUUCCUUUCCUUAAUUGAAAGUUGUAAGCAUAUUCGCUUUACCUUAAUAUAUACCUUCUGAAGUAUCAAGAUAAACAUAUUUGGAGUACCAAGAAGGCCUAAUGGUUUUUUGUCUGGUUUAUCUGUAUUUGCCUUUAAAAACAUAAGUAAUGUUAAGGUCAGUAAAGCACAUGCAUCUUGUACGCAGAAAAUAAAAUCUGUUGUAAAGUA
This is a messenger RNA of Oxyura jamaicensis (ruddy duck), 3499 nucleotides long. It is a transcript of the gene CARS1, whose product is annotated as cysteinyl-tRNA synthetase 1. The transcript is spliced from 23 exons. NCBI's taxonomy places the organism in Eukaryota, Metazoa, Chordata, Aves, Anseriformes, Anatidae. Bases 103 to 2595 code for a protein of 830 amino acids. Gene Ontology annotation, biological process: cysteinyl-tRNA aminoacylation. Gene Ontology annotation, cellular component: cytoplasm. Gene Ontology annotation, molecular function: cysteine-tRNA ligase activity; ATP binding. The record is from RefSeq and is a predicted model, not a curated record.